Molecule: messenger RNA, 480 nt
Organism: Prosopis cineraria
Lineage: Eukaryota; Viridiplantae; Streptophyta; Magnoliopsida; Fabales; Fabaceae
Product: vegetative cell wall protein gp1-like
Exons: 1
Coding region: 1-480 (159 amino acids)
Source: RefSeq, a predicted model, not a curated record
AUGGCGCUUACACAUGCCAUGUUUGCGAUAGCCGUGUCCUUGGCUCUCCUCUCAUUGUCCAUUGCUCAGGCUCCCUCCCCUGCACCCAGAGGAUCUGCCAAGCCACCAACAACCGCUGCAACACCUUCUCCGAGCAUGUCAACCCCUCCCACCGCCCCAUCUCGGCCUCCGACCUCUUCUACCUCGCCUUCUCCAACGUCUUCUUCCCCAGCUCCGUCACUCUCACCAAGUGCCGGAGGCCCUGGCCCAUCAGCAAGCUCACCACCUUCACCUCCUCCUCCUCCGCCCCAGCCGUCGCCGUCGCCGUCAACCUCACCACAACCUAGUCCACCGCCUUCCCCAACGAGCACAUCUGGACCUUCGCCGCCACUGUCAGCGCCGCCACCGGGAACACCGAAUUCCAACAACACCGCUGCUGUUCAUGGAAGCAGUCUGGCCUUGGCAGCCUUGUGUGGAGGAGCUGCUCUGCUUCUUGCUUAA